Messenger RNA from Guyanagaster necrorhizus, 10606 nucleotides. RefSeq lists its product as uncharacterized. Gene Ontology annotation, biological process: regulation of DNA-templated transcription; DNA repair. Lineage: Eukaryota; Fungi; Basidiomycota; Agaricomycetes; Agaricales; Physalacriaceae. Gene Ontology annotation, molecular function: protein binding. Bases 76 to 10602 code for a protein of 3508 amino acids. The record is from RefSeq and is a predicted model, not a curated record. Gene Ontology annotation, cellular component: NuA4 histone acetyltransferase complex; SAGA complex; nucleus. The transcript has 20 exons.
UCUCCUUCCCCUACCCCGCUACAAAUUCUUCUAAAGUACCUACUUUCCUCUUCUUCACUUUGGCCGUGUACGGCCAUGGCGACACCUAACGGACAGCAGACACCGCAUACGUCGGCCUCAUCAGACCUUGAACAACGAGCGGCUCGAAUACUCGACCCCGGAAUAGACCUCAAAACACGAUUCGUCGUCGCCACUGAAAUCCGUGAGAUCCUCGAUACCUUACGAGAUGCGGAUGCCUCUCGAGCUCUACCUUUCAUCAUCCCUCCCCUCGUCGAGCUCCUUCAGUCCGGAGAGGUAUCCUUCCGCAAAGAGAGUCUCGAGUUCCAAUUCCGCUCCAUCGUACUUAGUAUCCUGACCCGUCUCCCCAUCAGCGAACACGCCAAACCACACGUACAGUCCAUUUAUAAUUGCCUGCUAUGUGUUAUCCGACAGGACAACGAGGAGAACGGUGUCUCGGCUUGCAAGCACAUCGUCGAACUUGUACGAGCGUAUCGCAUGCUUACGGAGGAGAACCUCCGCGACUUUACCUCCCUCUUCAAGGACGUCUUCGCGAAUAUUAAGCCCAUGACAGAACAGUUGCUUUCUGAAGGUUCGGCAGAAUUGGAUCCUGCCAUUUCGCUACCUAGUAUCAAGAGUUUCAAGGUUACGGCGGAACUGGGGCUGCUGAUGGCGAUGUUCUCGCAGAUACAGAGGGAUUUGAUUAGGUCGGUUGUACAGGUGACAAUCCCGCCGGCAUUUGAAGUCUUGUGUUUGGAGGCGCCUGCACAGAAGAAGGCGAGGGAGGAGUUCGAAGCCGCUGGGGGAUUUUGGGCGGGUAUGGCACCGACUAUCACGAAUCCGGGGUCGUAUGGGGAUUUUGUGAAUGCCCAAAUCAAGAUGUUGUCCUACCUUGCCUUCAUUAUGCGGUUCAAUCCGGAAUCUUCAGAUGUUCAUGGGGAGACCCUUGUUCUGCACGCGUUGCGUAUUUUGCAAGAUUGUCCGAUGAAUGGAAUACCGCAGAGAAAGGAACUUAUGGUCGUUUUUCGUCAUUUGAUGGGCACUCCCUACAGGAAAGCACUUCUGCCUCAGAUAGACAAGCUGUUCGAUGAACGGGUUCUGCUUGGGACGUGUCUUGGGGCUAAUGAGUUGCUCAGGGCGACUGUCUACACUGCGUUCACUGACCUAUUCCAUCACGUUCGCAACGAUCUGACGUCGGCACAGCUCGAACGCAUCGUCCAUGUCUAUUCCCGACAAAUUCAUAACCCUGCGUUGACCAUCAACCUUCAUACGCUGUCAGCGAAGAUGAUGUUCGGUACCGCGGAGGCAAUCAUUGCAAAGGAAACACCGCAGGGCGCGGCACGAAUUCUGGAACUGAUGUUCAAGAGCUGCUUAGACAGACUCGAUGCCUUGACUGUCGUGCAUGAGAAUAUUCUCGCGGCUUUGGAAAGAGCGAAGGCUGGGCAGGAGGUUGCUAUAGACGAUGCCUUUAUUGAGAAGGCUCGCCCAGUUGGUGGUGCGGCAUAUGCUUUGGAGAAACCGGAGGAUGUCGUCAAUGAGCUACGUCUGUUCUUCAAAACGCUUCUCCAUGGCUUCCGUGUCUGCCUAGCCGGUCUUCGAAAGUGCGAAGCUCCUACACCGGAUGGGACGCUGAUUUUCCGCAUGUUUGAAGGAUGCGUUCACUGUCUUGCGAACAUGGACAAUGACAACCGCACUGAUGCAGCCAACGACGCUAUUGAUUGGUUCUCACCCAUCCUCUCAGAGAUAAACCUCCAUGUCUUCCAAGAGGUUUGGACUCACAAGAUGGAGUUCUUCUUCGAGUGCGCGCAGAAACGCGUAGCGCUUCUGGGAAUAUGCUCGUAUCUGUUCAAUAGGGAGGCCACGUCGCCGACACUUCUUGCCAUAGUCCUUCAGUUCCUCGUUGACAGGCUUCCAAUGCUGGGAGAGUACGAGGAUCUGGUGGUUGCGACGACAAUACGCCUCUACAAGACUGCGUUUGCAGCCGUCGCAAGCCAUCCUGCGACCAAUGAGAGUAUACUUGCUCUGCACCUGGGAAAGCUAUUGAUGGAUUGUUUCCCGUUGGCUGCGAAAGCGACCAAGCCAACCCAUUAUUUUCAUCUACUGAGGGCACUUUUCAGGUCUAUUGGAGGUGGGGGUGGGAGAUUUGAAUUGCUGUAUAAGGAGGUCCUUCCUUUGCUGCCGGAGAUGCUGGAGUGUUUGAACCGACAGCUCCAUUCUUCAGAAGGCGCGACAAGAGAUAUGAUUGUAGAACUCUGUCUUACGGUGCCAUUGCGGUUAACGCAUUUAUUACCGCAUCUCUCGUAUCUCAUGCAACCCCUCGCCUUGGCCCUCAAAGGUAGUACGGAACUGGUGACCCAAGGUCUCCGCACGCUCGAGCUGUGUAUUGAUAACCUCACGCCAGACUUUUUGGAUCCCACCCUUAAUCUUGUCCUUCGAGAGUUGAUGGAAGCGCUGCAUAGUCACCUGAAGCCUCUGCCUGCGAACCACAUCUUGGCACAUAGUACCAUGCGAAUUCUAGGGAAGCUGGGUGGGCGGAACCGACGCCUAUUGACCAAGGAACCAUGUUUGAAGUAUCAGCAUCAUUCAGAGCAUCCGAAGAUGACAAUCUCAUUUUCGGGGAAGGCGGGGAAGGUUGAUCUAGGCCCUGCUGCAGUUCUUGCUCGUCAGACGCUGACCACGGGUACACCGGCUGAUGUCACCCAUGCCUAUGAGUACUUGGAACGCUGCCUUUCUUUCAUGCUCUAUGAGGGUAUCAAAGGAGAUAACGCAGAACAGCUAUUUGUCAGUGCCAUGGAAGGCAUCUUUGACGCCACACAUGUUGCACAAACUCAAGAACAAGCCGAACAAUUCGUGAAACGAAUGGGUCAACGGAUUUUCGAGUUGGAGACUCGUCGACCUCCGCCUCGUGAUGUUGGAACCCGACAAGCGCCUAGCACUCUCCUUUCAGCUUUCAUUGAUGCUGUUCCCCAUGCUCUUGCACGAGAGCAAGCUGAAGAGGCUAAGAAGGCAAAUUUACUAGUAGCCUCUGUCAUUCAAAAUAUGGUCAACACUAUUGAUCAACAGAGCAUGACACUUCCCGAUGUCACCCCCAUUUUGCAUCAAUUCUCCACUCGAUUCAUAGGACUCUGUUUCGGCGACUCUUGGAUACGAAAGAGAGCUGGUUGCAAUGGCAUCAGAAUCAUGACGUCGACGAUGCACGUGGGAGCCAGUUGGACUGUAGAGCGUGAGCUCGAGAUCAUGAGAGCUCUUCUUCAUGUGCUCAAGGAUCUGCCUGCGGACCUUCCUCGCGAUACUGAGGAAAUUGUGGAUGUGCUGACCACGGUGUUACGCAUCGGAAAUGCCAAUCUGGACUACAGUGCCGAAAGCGGACAUCAGAACUGCCUGAAAUUGAUCAAUCUGGUUGGGCAGAUUUUCCCAGAGCUUCAGAGCUCAAAUGCGGUGGUACGGCAAGCGGCUCAGACUUCAAUUGCGCUGUUGGUUGAAUUCAGUGGAAGUGCGGCGACACAGCUUCUGAUGCCGCAUCGAGACCGUAUGUUGGGGGGAAUAUACAACAAGCCCUUGAGGGCCUUGCCAUUCUCAAUUCAAAUUGGCAUGAUAGAAGCCGUUCGGUAUUGUGUAAGCCUUGAUCCGCCAUUAGUGGAAGUGAAUGACGAGCUCCUCCGGCUGUUGCACGAGACAUUGGCUCUGGCUGAUGCUGAUGAUUCUGCUCUGGUUGGCCGGGGGAAUGUUCGUCAAAGCAGUAUCGAAGUGACCAAGCUCCAUGUUGCCUGUAUCAAGCUGUUGACCGCUUCCAUGCCGUUGACAGAUUUCUUUAGCAAGCAGCAUCAAACGAGGCAGAGGGUAACAAGUGUGUACUUCAAGGCACUGUACUCACCCUCUCAUGAGAUCAAAGCAGUUGCUUACGAUGGUCUGAAGAUGGUACUUGCUCAUCAGAACAGACUCCCUCGAGAACUUCUCCAGACAGGACUGCGUCCCAUCCUCAUGAAUCUCGCAGAUCCCAAGCGUUUGUCUGUUCCAGGGUUGGAGGGCCUUGCACGCCUUCUCGCCCUGCUAACGAACUAUUUCAAAGUCGAGAUCGGACAUAAACUGCUCGAUCAUUUCCGCGUUGUCGCCGAUCCGCAGAUGCUCCAGGCAUCUUCGAGGCUGCCUUUAGUAGAGAAUGAGGGAAUUACUAAACUUGUCCGUCUGGCCAAUAUAUUCCAUCUCCUCCCGUCGUCAGCCAAUAUCUUCCUCGACAAUCUCAUCAAUGCCAUCGUCCAGACCGAGGCUCAAAUGCAUUUCUCCGGUCGUAGUCCCUUCUCGGAGCCGCUAGCUCGGUAUCUGAACCGGUACCCAGCUGAGGGCAUCGACUUCUUUCUCAGACAUCUUAACUUCCCUCGACAUCUGCGAACAUUGCGCAGCAUCUUGCAAGCGAAAUUGGCGCCUAGAUUGGAGUCCGACCUCGCUUCACGUACCUCGAUAAUCGUUGCUCAUUUCAUUCGAGGAGGCAAUAAUUCUCAAAGUCUUCCUGCUCUUCUGCUUUUCAUGGACCUCGCUAGUAUUGCACCUAGUUGGGUUCAACAGCAUGCUUAUGCCAUUGAUGCAUUGGUGGAUGUUUGGCAUGCUGAUGUACCUGAGCAAGAUGUCAUUGCGUCAUCGGAAGUUGUCGAACGCCAGUCCAUUAUCAUUUCAAUAUUCAAAACGGUUCUUGAGCAAUGCCCUCGUAUUGAUCUCGUCUUUGAGAUUGUCUCCGUGUACACGCGCACCCUGGAGACGGAUUUGAUUCGCACAACUCAUUUCCUAUAUAAACAUGUCGCGCUGUCCUACGAUGUUAUAUAUCGGCGCAAUAUUUUGAUGCGGUUCCUUACCUGGUUCGACAAUCCUUCAUAUACCUGGUCUCACAAAGCCUAUUUUAUCCGCUAUAUUGUAACGCCCACUCUUAUUGUACAAGCGUCUCGUUCAAAGGAAGAGCGGUUAGUGGGCUUGGACUUCGUUGAAAGAAUUAGCAGGAUGAUCUGGCGGCGCAUAGCGGAUCCGAAGGCCUUUCAGGACACCGACGACAUGUUCAAAAUCGAGCUUCUUCAUUUCACUACGGUGAUGGUGAAGUAUUACCCAGAUUUGAUGGAACAUGCACGGAAAGAUGUCCAGAUGUGUUCGUGGCACUAUAUCGGUUCCACCGACGACCCCAUUGUGAAACAAGCCGCUUAUCUUCUGAAUGCACACUUCUUUGCUGCAUAUCCUUCGCCGUACAAGUUCAUCAUGCGGACAUGGACAGGCCUGCUACGAAACACUGAAGGACGUGGACAUCUCCGUCAAGAGGCUUUGGCGACCCUCGCACCGGCUCUCCAAGCAGAGGCGCCCGAGUCUGGGUAUCCUCAGUGGGCGGUGACCGCAAGGCGCAUGCUUUCUGAGGAUGGCGGGUCGUCCCACUUCUUCACGCUUUAUACUCUCAUCAUCAAAGAUCCAUCGCUUUUUUACCCUGUUCGUGGUUUGUUCGUAAUCUUCAUCGCCAAUUCUCUGCCCAAGCUCGGCCUCACCCAAAACUGUACAUUGGAGUCGCGCAAUUUAUCGAUAGACAUCUUGCAAAUCAUCUUCGACUGGGAAAACCAGGCUGAGAAGGAACAAGAGGCCAGGAUGGAUGUAGAUGGAGCAUAUCAGAAAGAUGUGUGGUUAACGCCCAUGGCAUAUCGGGAAAACAUGGUCAGCUACCUUGUUCGCUUGGGUGCCAAUCUUCACGAGACGCCGGCCAAGAAUCACGUCGUUCCCCGGGCUCUUACUCUUUUGAAGGUUAUGGUGGGCCCUAAUGGAUGGACCGACGUUCAGUUUGGUCUUCGGUUCUUCUUGCGAUCGCUUGAACAGAUCGACUUGAACACCGAGCAAACUAUCGCUCUCGCAGUCUCUUCAGCGAAGGUUCUUCAAGUCAUCUGUGCAGAGCAAAGUGAUGCUUGGUACACUAAAAAUGCCUCCAUACUCCAACAACUCGUGAAAAAGGGAAUGAUCACCGACGAGAACGAUCUACAUGAUGCUCUAGGACCUAUCUUCGAUCGUCUGCUUGACCUAUUCCCUUUACCCAAAGAAGAGGAGGACCAGCCAGGAGAGCUUUCGGAGUUCCAUUCCUUCAUUUAUUCGGCCGUUGGCGAAGCACUACGCAAUGCGACGACGGUUCGAGGUGCUCUCACUAUAUUGCAAUCGGUGGUAAAAACCUCACCAGAGAGGAUCGAAUCCUUCGCCAUGCCUCUUGUCAAAAUCCUGACUCGAUUGACCAAGGAGCAUGCCCAACCUGGCUCAAAAGAUGUCGAGAGCACUGUUCGCCUUAUCAUCACAAUCAUCGACAUCUGUCAGACGUCGAUAGCUUUCUUAGCGGACCAGCGCCGGUUAUUCUUGACCAGCCUUGUUGCUCUUGCCGAGAAAUCCAAGACCCUUGCUAUCUGCCGCUAUAUUCUGGACCUUGCUCGUACGUGGGCAUUGGUGAAGCAGGAUUCUUAUCCGACAUCCAAGGACAAGGCUAAUCUCCUGAAUAAAAUGGGUGCUUACGAGUCGAGAGGCGACUCUUUGUUUAACCUCUACCUCGAACUCAUCUACGAAAUCCUCACCGAACCUAGCUUACGUCGGAGCGAUCUUACGACCCGGUUAGAGCCAGCUUUCUUGCUGGGCUGUCGAGCAAAGGAUCCCAGUUUGAGGGAGCGUUAUAUGGGUUUGUUGGAUUCCAGUGUGCCUCGCUCCCUUUUCAAUCGCAUGACUUACAUCUUUGGUGUCCAAAAUUGGGAAAUCUUAGCAGAUAAUAACUGGAUUUACCUAGCUCUUCAUCUGUUGCUCGGCGCAGCUGAUAAUCUCGACACUCCCAACCCCCGUUCCCUUGCAAUCAGCGCGCCGCUAGUACCGCAUGCCAAAACCCAGGACAUCGUGCGCUCCCUUCAACGUCUAUCGUUUCUCGAUCCCCAAACUGCUCAUAACACUUGGGUGUCGAUUUUCCCUGCAGCCUGGUCAUGUCUCUCUCGACGGGAACAAGCUGACAUCACUUACCACAUGAUUGUUCUUUUGAGCAAGGAUUAUCAUACGAGACAGGCUCACGUCAGACCAAAUGUCAUUGAGACUCUGCUCAGUGGAAUCCAUGCUUGUUCGCCACCUAUGACCCUCCCCCCACACCUAGUCAAGUAUCUGGCAAAAACGUUUGGUUGUUGGUACGUUGCCUUGGAAAUUCUCGGAGCUUCAAUGGACACCGUCAAGGAUGACGAACCCAAUGUCCGCGACUUUGUCUAUGAUUCUCUUGCCGAUGUCUAUGCAGAACUAGCAGAGGAUGAUUUAUUUUACGGCGUAUGGCGAAGACGAUGUCUGUACUCGGAGACGAACAUCGCUCUGUCUUUCGAACAGAAUGGGAUGUGGGAGCAAGCCUCCACUGCGUAUGAAACAGCCCAGAGCAGAUUGCGGUCAGGAACUAUCCCUUUUUCUGAGACGGAGUAUUGUCUUUGGGAAGAUCAUUGGAUAUUGUCCGCUGAAAAACUGCAGCAGUGGGAAAUCCUGUACGAUCUCGGGAGGUCUGAUUCUAAUCCUGAGAUGAUGCUGGAGUGCGCGUGGCGGCUAAAGGAUUGGAUGGAGAAUAGAGCUGCCAUGGAAGACUUGAUCAAUCAAUUACCUGAAGUACCUACCCCGCGUCGGCGUGUUUUUGAGGCUUUCCUGUCCUUACUCAAAACACCAGCCGCCCUGGACAAAAACACAGAGUUCACCCGGAUUCUCGAGGAUGGUGUACAGCUGACACUCCGAAAGUGGGUCGGUUUGCCAUCACCACUAUCCGCCGCCCAUAUUCCUCUCCUCCAGCACUUCCAACAGUCUGUUGAACUUCAGGAGGCUGUUCAGAUAUUCGGUUCCCUUUCUCAGACGACAUCACAGAAUCUGGAAAAGAAGUCCUCAGAGCUGAAAAUGGUCCUGCAGGCGUGGCGAGAGCGCUUGCCGAAUCUCCAUGACGACAUUGGUAUUUGGAGUGAUUUAGUCGCGUGGCGACAGAACGUCUUCAAUGCCAUCAACAACGCAUAUAUACCCCUCAUAGGAAGCUCAACGCAAGGUGGGAAUGGAGGCGCCAGUAACGCCAACACUUUCGGCUAUCGAGGCUACCACGAAACGGCUUGGAUUAUCAACCGUUUCGCGCAUGUUGCCCGGAAGCAUGAUCUGUUGGAGGCGUGCUUUACUUCGCUCGCCAAAAUUUAUACCCUACCUAAUAUCGAAAUCUCAGAAGCAUUCCUCAAACUUCGUGAGCAGGCUCGCUGCUACUACCAAAAACCUAGCGAUCUUCAAGCAGGUUUGGAAGUAAUCAAUAACACAAAUCUGCACUAUUUCUCCAAUGCUCAGAAGGCCGAAUUUUUCACCCUCAAGGGCCUUUUUUACGCGAGAUUCAACCGGAGAGAAGAUGCGAAUAUUGCUUUUGGGCAGGCUGUUCAGAUGGAUAUGAACCAAGCUAAAUCUUGGGCGGAGUGGGGACGAUGGAAUGACAGAAUGUUUAAGGAAUCAAAUCAGCAAGAUUUGUCAUGUGCUGCAAACGCUGUGAGCUGCUAUCUUCAAGCCGCAGGGCUUUAUAAAAGUGGCAAAGCCCGACCUCUAUUGGGACGGGUUCUGUGGCUCUUGAGCUUAGACGACAGCACUUUCACGAUUUCGCGAGCCUUCGACACCUAUAAAGGAGACGCUUCGUUUUGGUUCUGGAUAACCCUUAUUCCACAACUGUGUCAAUCCAUUUCCCUUCGAGAGGUCAAACAAGCGCGAUAUCUGCUCCUCAAUCUAGCGAGGCACUACCCACAGGCUCUUUUCUUCCAUCUCAGGACUACACGCGAAGAGAUGCAAGCCGGCAGGAAAGCCGCAGCCAUACGCGCAGCUGCACUUGCAGGACAGACCGUCCCCGCAGGCGCCGUCAUAGGACAAACAAGCAAUGAUACGCAUCCUCCUCCUGUAAAUGCACCUCCGCAGCAACAAAACGAAGGCAAUCCUGCGUCCGAACCUUCGCGACCACCAUCACCAUGGGAGUACGUCGAGGAAAUAGUCCAGAUUCUCAAAGCAGCGUUUCCUUUACUUCUCCUAAGCCUCGAAACCAUGCUUGAUCAGCUGCUUUCAAGGUUCAAACCUUCAAAUGAUGAAGACAUAUAUAGGCACAUAUGCUUACUUCUUCAAGAUGGUUCCCAGCACUACCUCGUGCGCAUGAACUCAACAAAUGAAGACGUCGAAUUGCCAGUACAGACGACCCAAACAUUACAAAAAAUUGCUCAGAACAUGCCAGGACGCGCGAAGGCGAGUAUUCUUUACAAAGACUACGAAGACGAUUUUGUCAACACAAAACUCACUCUCUACGAGUAUAUUCACCGGCUGCAGCAGUGGCGAGACAGAUACGAAAAGAUCCUCGAUGCCCGACCACGCUUCCAGACCCUCGACAUUCUUAGCCACUACUUGACAGAAUUCCAGUAUAGCAAGGUUGACGAGAUUGAAGUGCCGGGGCAGUAUACUGAGGAGAAGGAUAACAAUCAAAACUUCGUCAAGAUCCUGAAGUUCUCACCGAAAUUCGAGAACUGGCGCACUCACGGUCUAUGUUCCAAACGUAUCACGAUGAUUGGAAGCGACAACUCUAGCAUCUCAUUUUGUGCCCAGCAGCCUCCCUUCCGUCACAAUCGUCGGGAAGAACGAAUAAUGCAGUUAUGUCGCACCUUUAACGGUGUUUUGGCGCGAAAGAAGGAGACUAGGAAGAGAAAUUUGGCUUUCCAUCUGCCCACCGCUGUAUUGUGCAGUUCCACCUUCAGACUAUAUCACAUGGAUGCCUCGUAUGUAUCCUUCGGCGACAUCUACGAUCUUCACUGCGAGGCGACCGGCAUAUCUCGUGAAGAUCCCAUAUUAUAUAGCGGCGAGAAAGUUAGAAGGAUUCUUCGCGAAGCCAAGCAAACGGGGCAGGUUCUGAAGCCAGAGUAUCUUACCCUCAAGAAACUCAUUUUCGAUGAGAUUACCGCCAAGAUGGUUCCAGAAGAUAUCAUCACUCGGUAUAUGAUUCGUACUAUGGAUGGACCUAGCGAAUUGUGGCGGAUGCGAAAGCAGUUUGCGCUACAAGUCGCUGCUUGUAGUUUUAUGACCUAUUUGCUCUGCGUUGGCGGGCGACUGCCAUCGCGCUUCUAUAUAUCUCGGUCGACGGGUCAAAUUGCGAUGACGGAGCUCCUACCCUCUAUGACUAGCAACCAUCCACAGUUUGCAACAAGCGACGUAGUCCCUUUCCGUCUGACCCCAAAUAUGCAACAUUUCAUGUCCCCUAUAUUCAUGGAGGGUAUUCUCGCCACUAGUUUGAUGUCCAUGGGACGUUGUCUUACGGAGCCAGAGUAUGAGUUGGAACCACAGCUCUACCUUUAUGUUCGCGAUGAAGUUCUUGUCUGGAUGCGUGGCACCGGAAAACAUUGGAAUCCGCAGCAGACACAAUCAGUGACAGAUAAUGUCAAAAUCAUCGUCAAACGCGCAGAGGUAUUUGCAUGUAAGAUUGAACGCGAACAAGCUCUACAGGGUGUCCCUCUUCAAGUCCCAGUGAUGCAGACCGUCAUCAAUUUGAUUGCCACCGCUACAAACCCUGUCCAAUUAUCAAAAAUGGGGGAACUUUACUCUCCUUGGUACUAACAGU